AUGUCGCUCUGGAAAAACACCGGGUUGACUCUCCUGCGCCACGCAGUUGCUGGCGACCGCAUUGCUCACUCUCAAUCCACCCGAUUCCUCAGCUAUUCCUCACAAGUAUUGGGGUCUAAUCGGGCUCCAGUGACUACGAGAAGGUCCACCCUGAUCUCUAGAGAGCCGCGAUCCUGGACAGGAGUUGACUCACGGCGUCGCUUCUCCGCGACUGGAGGAGUUCAGCAUGGCCAUAUCACGCCUCCAAAGCCUGGAGAAGAAAUCCAUGUCUCUUUCAUUGACAAGGAUGGUGAAAGGGUCGACUUGCAGGUGUCGGAGGGGGAUAACUUGCUAGAUAUUGCGCAAGCCCACGAUCUGGAGAUGGAAGGAGCCUGCGGUGGUUCAUGCGCGUGCUCAACGUGCCAUGUUAUCGUGGAGGAUCCUGAUAUGUUUGACAAGAUGGAGGAGCCGUCAGACGACGAGAAUGACAUGCUGGAUCUUGCGUUUGGCCUGACCGAGACAUCGCGACUGGGCUGUCAGGUUGUGAUGAACAAGGAUUUAGAUGGGUUGGUGGUUCGACUGCCUUCGAUGACUCGCAACCUGCAGGCCAGCGACUUCCAGGCGAAGAAAUAA
Messenger RNA from Aspergillus ochraceoroseus IBT 24754, 612 nucleotides. Its product is annotated as ferredoxin family 2Fe-2S iron-sulfur cluster binding protein. The transcript has 3 exons. Gene Ontology annotation, cellular component: mitochondrion. NCBI's taxonomy places the organism in Eukaryota, Fungi, Ascomycota, Eurotiomycetes, Eurotiales, Aspergillaceae. Bases 1 to 612 code for a protein of 203 amino acids. Gene Ontology annotation, molecular function: 2 iron, 2 sulfur cluster binding. The record is from RefSeq and is a predicted model, not a curated record. Gene Ontology annotation, biological process: P450-containing electron transport chain; positive regulation of oxidoreductase activity.